UUCGCUGAAACAUUAUCCAGGGCCCUGCAAGUCUCUUGUGUUUGACCCGCGGUCGUUUGUCGACCUGUGCAAAAAUAUCACCCCACAACCGCCCGCAGCCAUGUUCUCCGCCGAAGAUGCUAAAGAGAUCUUCCAACUACUGGCUUCGGAGGGCGAUCUCAGCAAUCCUCUGAUACUUUCCUCACGUGGUCAUGGCUUCGUCACACGCAAGUAUACUCGACAAGCAUUCGAAGACAUUGUCACACAGGGUUAUGGCCGCAGUCUAAGUCAAAAAGUCUCUAUCAUAUCUCUAGCCCGUGACUUGGACGUAAGUGUGGAGACCGUGUAUAGUCUUGUGGACGAAUGUGAAGGCACACUCCUUCUGCGCAGUUCCAACGGCCGCGACAUCUUCGCCAAGACCCAACGAGAUGCUAUUAAUCAAGACCUUGAGGCCGGCGUUGUGCACGGUCUUGUCUCGAAGGAUGCGUUUGCACGCAAGAACGAUCUUUCGCACGGUAGUCUCGACCUUCUCAUUGAAGCGUCAGGGACGCAGAUAGUCGAAGCGAGCGGUCAUCUCUACAGUACCUCGUACAGCACUGCUGCGACGAGUGCUGUAGCAAGUCUGCUCAGAGACCACCUUCAGCAGUUGCAAGCCCUUGAUCUUGACUCCACAGAUGUCCCUGGAAGCCCUCCAGCGUGGUUUAUAAUCCAGAUCAUUGACAGCCUGCUGGAAGACUCCGAGUUUGCUGAGAAGUUCUACGUUGACAGGCUGUCAAGCGGGGUGCGCUGUACGCCGGUACAGCUAAUCAAACAAGCACAUGACACUCUCAUGAACAACCUGAAAUCCGGAAAGACAGCCUAUAUCAAUAUAAAUGCUCUUCAACACGAGUUUGCGACAAUAUAUCCGUCUAUCGAUAAAGUACGGACUGCUUUAGAGAGCACUGAAGGCGUUGAGCUUGUAAACACCUUUGCACUUUCUGAAGCUUGGAUAUCCAACUUCAGUAAGGAAUGUGUAGCGGGCAUGGCUCAAGACGGAGACGUGGACUUUGGGCCCGUUAUAGCCAACUUUCCUGACAGCAUAUAUGCCAUUGUUUUGGAAAAAGUCGAGCAGACGAUUCGAAGUCUUGCACCUAGUGUGCAUCGCGCUGGCGAGAGCUUGUUGAGCGAAGACAGCUACUCCCGACACCGUGGUAUACUAAUCGAUCUUGCCAGAGCUGAUGCAGUCUCCCAAUGGCAGCGAUCCAAAGAAGACGCAAGAGUAGAUACUAAAUACUCGCUGUCAAACACUUUCUAUCAAAUUCUGGAAGACAAUCCAGUGUUACAAAAUCUGGUCAAGGAGCGAACACUAGAACGUACAAUCGACGAAGCUUUCUCCGCCAAAAUAUCAGAACUUGAAAAGCGGAACGAGACAGAAUUCGCAGACUACUGGACAGAUCGGGUGGUCACGCGUGUAGCGAUCUAUACAGAGGGCUUAGAUGCAGUAGAGGAUCAAAAACUGCAAGAUCAGCUGUCAGAUCUUCUGGCCCAGUACAUACGGAAGGAUCUUGUGCCGGAUGCACUCGCAAAAGCCACAUCACAGGGACUUGUAUCGAGUCGGAAAACCUGCAAGAACAUCCAGAGGCUACAGUCCACACUCAGCUCAGGCAGCACGGGGAUCGCAGCGCUCACGACCUCUCUCGACAAGUUCUACAAGAAGCUGUCGAUGGAUGGAGCUGUGGGCCCGGAUUUGGAAGCGUCGAAAGCGACGAUGCUCGCAGACAUGGCACGGAGAAUGCAAAAGCAGAAGAAGUCGGAUGGGCCUCUUCUCUUCCUGACGCUGAUUGUCUUUCUCUUCGCCAAACAUAACGCGGGUGUAGUCUAUGCAACUGGUAAGUUUGCACCAAAGCUGCUGAAACAGCUUAAGCCGGUACUUGAUGCGGAGCAGUACGCACAACUGGAGGCAUGGAAAGAAGCUGCAAGGUCAAGCUCGUUAAGCGCGGAGGAUAGGGACGGCAUGAGGACGAUGGUCGAAGCAGGCGUCUAAGUAAAGUGCCCGCGACCGCUACAAAACACUACUACAUAUUUACCUUUGACCCGACCUAAGAUUGUCUUUUCUUGCUACAUCUAACGCAUAACGAUAUUUCCCAUGCGGCCUCUAAGGCCGCGUAAGUGUAAAAUAGACAAUGUCGGGG
Boeremia exigua is the source of this 2150-nucleotide messenger RNA. RefSeq lists its product as uncharacterized. The transcript has 4 exons. Bases 101 to 2002 code for a protein of 633 amino acids. The record is from RefSeq and is a predicted model, not a curated record. Lineage: Eukaryota; Fungi; Ascomycota; Dothideomycetes; Pleosporales; Didymellaceae.